AUGUUGCUAAAGAUUGUGACUGCUCUGUUAGCUCUAGAUAUUGUCAGCAGUAGCCCGGAUAACGAAACAAAAUGUAGGCCUUUUUGUUUUUCUCGUUGCCGCUCAGAAGUUUUGCACGAUAUGCGAAUCUUCCCAACAUUUUAGCCCCCUCAUCCUCAGUAUAAGCUCCCGGAAUCCCCAGGAACAACUCCAAAAAAUCCCACCGAACACAUCUAAAAGACGAUUCGGAACUCAAGCAUACUUUGAACUGGGAAUGAUAUUCCGAAUGAGCCCUCUCUCUGCCAGCCCUUCCUUAUUCUCUUCGUCGGGAAAGAAACGGGUUCCUUUUAUGGCGAGAGAGCGUUUUUUUCUCGUUUCUAUUGCCGCGUUGUGAUGAGAAUUGGCCCGUGUUAAGACUGCUGUUGUGAACGAAAUUACAGUACGCUUCUUUGCAAUCAAUCUCAAGGGGUCUCAAGACACAAUUUCAGUCCAAAAUCAAGCUUUGUACAUCGAAACGCCUCUAAUAUAAUUAUAAAAAAAUGCAGAGUUUCUUUCCCACAUUUUUAUUGAGAAAAUUGAGUCUGACAUGUAGAGCUUUUUUCAGUAUGCCCAGACUUUGAUUCCUUCGACCGACCAAUCCGGAUCACCUCGGAGACCUGCAAGGAUAUGUCGUCGUAUGGUUUCGCCCUCCCUCCGGUCUUUAACAUCUAUAAAUCUCCACAAAUUGACUUUACUUUUCAAGUUGUAAGCUGACUUUCGUUGUCUGUAUGCAGAGACAAUUUUUACCUUAUGUUUUUUAUAAAAUACGUUAGUUGUAAAUCUCAUGAUGUAUAAUAUCCUUUACAUUCGUAACAUUUGCAGGGUAAAAUCAACGAUUCUUCAACCAACGACACUUGUUUACUCGAGUAAGUUCGGUUACUGCCGUGGCGCUCAGCGCGCGCGGAGAAACGAAAAGUUUGGUGGUUCGGGUGCAGCCGGGAGCGAAUAGUUCCUUGCCUUUCUUUGGUAGUUAAAAACGGCUUACAGCGUAGGUGAUAUAAACAUUGUUCUUUAGGCUGUAUUCGUUUUGUAAGCGUGCGUUUAGGGUGAUAUUUUCUGCAUUUCAUUUCUAGGAGAACACUUGACCCGAGUCUAGUCAUAUGUUUUGGUGGAAAAGAAACGAGAAAAAACGCUCUCUCGCUAAAAAAGGAACCCGUUUCUCUUCCGAAAAAGAAAAUAAAGGUGUGCCGGAACAAAGCAGAGGUCUUCGGAAAAUUUUUCCCAGUUCAAGGUACGCUUGGGUUUCGAACCAUCUUUUUGAUGUGUUCGAUGGGACUUUUUGGAACUGUUCCUGGGGAUUCCGGGGGCUUAUAUUCAGCAUAACGAAAGCAGUCUUCGUUCAGCUUCUCCUUGACCAUCAACACAUGCACCAUCUACGUUACCCAGUUCAAACAAAACGUCCCUUUUUAUGUCAAUCACGAUAUAUUCCUCAAAGCGAAGCGAAAAAAUGACCAAUUACAAUUGCUAGCCUAUGAUCACGGCGAAUCGGAAAUUCUCGUGAACUCGACUAGAUGUACCGAUAACUGGAGCACUCAGAAAUAUUUUUCAUUAACUCUAGAGUCGAAUGUCACAAAAAAUGAGUCGAAUUGCAUUUUUACUACGGUAAAUUUUAUUUAUUUUUUAUUAAGAGAAUUGAUUUUACGUUGUAUUUCAGAUCGCCGAGGAAUUUGCCUUGCUCUAUGACAAGAAACAGCACCAUAAAACAGUGGAAGUCAAGCCAGAUGGAAGCUUGAAAUCAUUGAUCAAGAUGGUCGAAUGCAAAGAAUAUUGUUUCUUGAUCCUGAUGGGGCACUUGAUCUUCUUGUAAGCCCAAUUUUGGAUCAAUUUUGUGUUGUUUUUAGGAUCCUUUCUUUUGGAAUCUUCUUCUACGCCCUUUCCAAGGUUCUUCGAUGGAAAGUAAGUCAUCCUGUUUUAUUUGUCGCCCAUUUACAGUAGACCUCACGAAGGUGAAAUCUUUGAGUCGAGACACUCUAGAAAAACAGGAGAGUCUGUCCGACAAAGAAAAUCAUAUGCUUAUGUUUUAUUGAAAUUUUAUUUUCAGCGUGACUCUCAAAGUUCAGAUUAUCCGGAUAAAGAAAAGAAACAGUCAAAAAAGGAAGGAAAUAAAAAGAAAAGAAAGGAGUCGCAGAAAGAAUCGAAGAGACAAAGCAAGGGGGAGAGCCAGAGGACUGCCAAGAAGGAGUCCAAGAAACAAAGCAAGAAGAGCCCCAAGCGAUCAACGGCUCCAACUCAAACCAAUAAUCUGACGGCGAGUCCGGUUAGCAGCAGCACUGUUUUGGAAUCGCGAUUCUGA
This is a messenger RNA of Bursaphelenchus xylophilus (pine wood nematode), 2311 nucleotides long. The record is from the annotation of a GenBank genome assembly. Lineage: Eukaryota; Metazoa; Nematoda; Chromadorea; Rhabditida; Aphelenchoididae.